GGAUGUUGGAACAAUCCCGAGAUACGCGAGAUGGAGAUACCGUCGGCUAACGGCAUUGGCACGUCGACGGCGCUAGCAAAGCUCUACAGUAUACUGGCCACCACGGGAGAGCUGGAUGGUCAGGUGCUGCUAAAACCCGACACAAUCACCAAGAUGCGCGAACAGGUGACGUCGGGGAAGGACGUCGUCAUGGGAGACUACGUCGCCUCUCAGUUCACCGCCGGCGGAUUCUUCACGGGCUGCGAAUGGGUGAACUCGGACGGGCGCCCUCUGUUUGGCACGUACGACCUUGAAGGUCGCGGUUGCCAGACAACGCUCGCGGACCGCGAGGGAGAACUAGCAUUCUGCUAUCUUACUAACGGCCACAAGUUCGACCCGGAAGAUCACAGGGCCAGCGACCUGGUGACGGCCGCUUACAUGUGUACCGACAAACUGGAAGUGGAGAUGUGAAGCGCCGCAUGGCCCC
Molecule: messenger RNA, 466 nt
Organism: Priapulus caudatus
Lineage: Eukaryota; Metazoa; Priapulida; Priapulimorpha; Priapulimorphida; Priapulidae
Exons: 3
Coding region: 31-450 (139 amino acids)
Source: RefSeq, a predicted model, not a curated record